Coccinella septempunctata (seven-spotted ladybird) is the source of this 1033-nucleotide messenger RNA. Its product is annotated as 15-hydroxyprostaglandin dehydrogenase [NAD(+)]-like. The transcript is spliced from 5 exons. The coding region runs from base 143 to 943 and encodes 266 amino acids. The record is from RefSeq and is a predicted model, not a curated record. Gene Ontology annotation, cellular component: cytoplasm. Gene Ontology annotation, molecular function: oxidoreductase activity, acting on the CH-OH group of donors, NAD or NADP as acceptor. NCBI's taxonomy places the organism in Eukaryota, Metazoa, Arthropoda, Insecta, Coleoptera, Coccinellidae.
GAAGAUUCAAUUUUCCCACAGCUGGUGUUAUCAAAGUUGAACUCUCAAUUAUUCUCCACCGAUGUAACAAAAUUAUCAAAUGUGAACUAUAAACAAAUUUGACCGAAAUUACAAAUAUUCAAAAGAAGCAGAACUAAUCGUGAUGUUGUUUGAGAUUCAAGGUAAAGUGGCAUUAGUCACUGGGGGAGCUUCUGGAAUUGGACUUGAUGUUUGCAAGAAACUUCUUAGAGAUGGUGUCAGAGGAUUAACAAUAGCUGACAUCAAUCAAGAAGUUGGAGAAAAAGUAACUGAGAGUUUGAAAAGGGAAUUUGACUCUAGUAACGUUAUAUUCGUUCGUACUGAUGUAUCGAAUAGGAAUUCUUUUGAGGAGGCUUUCAAACAAACACUCCUGGCUUUCAAGAACGUUGAUAUCCUAGUUAACAAUGCAGGAAUUUUUGAUGACCGAUGUUAUGAAAAGGAGAUCGAUAUUAAUUUCAAAGGUGCUGUGCAUGGAAUCACCCUUGGAUUCCAAAAAUACAUCACCGAAAACAAAUCAGGAGCUAAAGGAGUUAUUGUCAAUACUGCUUCUAUAACUGGUACUCGGGUUUAUCCAUCAAUGCCAAUUUAUGGCGCCACUAAAAGCGCACUGGUCUCCCUAACGAUGGCAUUAGGGGAUGAAAUUCACUACGAAAGAACGAAAGUGAGGGUGGUAGCCGUAGCCCCUGGUUUCACCACCACAAACCUUGGGUUAAACCGUCCCUUGACAGACAUAAGCUUGGAUGAUGAUUUUGGCAAGGUUUUGGAAGAUCAAGUUCCUGGAUACAUUGAACAGCCGGUAAAUAUUGUCGGGGAGAAUAUUAUAAAGAUUAUUAGGGAAAAACCUUCAGGAACUGUUUGGAUUUCUGAGGAUGAAAAAGAUAUAUACGAAUAUAUCCCAUCAAGACCAACCUACAAACCCACUUAAAGAACUUGAAUAAAACGAGCUUUUUUAUUUAUUUGUAUUGAAACAAAGCGUUGUAAUGUGUGCAAUAUUAUAUUUCAUUUUCAUGAGUGA